Culex pipiens pallens (northern house mosquito) is the source of this 5665-nucleotide messenger RNA. RefSeq lists its product as uncharacterized. Lineage: Eukaryota; Metazoa; Arthropoda; Insecta; Diptera; Culicidae. The record is from RefSeq and is a predicted model, not a curated record. Gene Ontology annotation, molecular function: protein binding. Bases 111 to 5156 code for a protein of 1681 amino acids. The transcript is spliced from 2 exons.
CCCACCUCUGUUUAGUUAUCGUGACGGCGGUACGUGGACGUCAGAGCAAAUCAAAACAUAACAACUUGCACUUGUUGCAACUCAACAAAAUUAUUUCGAAUCCUGAUACGAUGAUUGCGCUUAAGAACAAACCGCUGAAAAUGCUGAGCUUCGACGAAAUCGUGGAUGCCUUCAGGGUUAAUCUUUUGGAGAAACUCGUCAAAAAGCACGGUCCCCAACCGUUUGAAUGCCGCUGGGCGGAGCUCGUCGAGACCGAGUACGACCAGAAAGUGGCCUUGGUGACGCAGCUUAUCAGAUCCGGCGUCGACUGCGACUGGCAAAACGAUAAGGGCAAAUCGCCGAUGGAAUUGGCGCUGGCGCUCAACAAUCCAAAACUGAUAGCGGCCAUGCUACAAGCGGAAGCUGCUCGGUUCGAUGUGCAACGGAUGGUUUACCGGCUGGUGCGACGGGGGAACGUCGAGCUCUUGCAGAUGUUCUUCAAGAUCCAGAAGAUCUCCAGAACGGACAAGUUCCGGAUGGUGUCGCUGGCACUAGAGGAGACACUCUUAAGAAGGACUGCUAUGAAGGAUAAGAUGCGGGAUUUUUGUAACAAGCUGAUUUUGGCAAAAUUUUAUGGCACGCACAAAAUCACGAAGUUUAGCUUGGCUCAGCGGAAGCAACACAUCAAGAAAAGAAUCCAGAUCAUUUGCAAGGAGGUUGAGUUUCUGCAAAGUUACGGCACUGAAAUUUUUACGAAUAUCGACAACAAUUUCCUGACAUCGCUGGACAUCGUAUCCGAAAAUUUGUUCGCCGUUGAUUUGUUGUGGAAGCAUCCAUCUCUAACUAAACUCAAAGAGUAUGCUACUUGGAGCUCGUUACAGCCCAAUAAAAUCAACUACCUAGUACAGAUCUAUGUAGAUGUUCUGAUGGAAAAGCUUCCCGAUCUCGGACUGGCCAUCGACAAAAACCUUCUGCUGGACAUGCUGAGCAUGUUGAGCUUUGAACUAAACAUGAUCUACACGAAGGACUACCAAGGUGUGGAAGAAAAGGAAAAUUUUCUUGUCAAGAUAGUCAAGCAGAAUACCGUCAAUGAAGCAUGGAAGACAAAGUAUCCCCAGGUCAAACUGACCAAACAACAUCGACGAUUCGCGAGAAAGCAUGACACCAAGGCACUGGCCAGGGCCGGUUUCAACAGUAAACAACAGCAACAUUUGAUUGCGGUAGUGCAUGACAAGAAAAAUGUGGAACAACUUCGUGAGCUUUGGAUGCAAGAGUUUCCAAAUGUUCGCCUUGGACAGAGGGCAGUAGCUUGGGCUUCUGGAAAGGGUGGCACAACUAGUUCAGGGCCUUUCAGCGGCUUUUGCCGGAGAACGCGUUACGUACUUAAAACAGUCAACAAAAUCUACAGUCGUGUCAAAAGUUAUUACUCUCUCACUAUGAUGCUAAGCGCCAUCAAUGUGAUUUACAACAUUUCGUUAACAGAGAAAAUGGCCACCGAAUUCGGCUAUGCAGCUUGUCAACGAGUCGUUCAAAUCAUGGGCGAACUUUGCAAAAACACCGAAAAAACUCCGAAUCUGCAGGGCGCACUCCACAAGCACAUGUCCUUUUGGAGUUCGCAAAGUUUGCUGGACAUUUUUCAUCAUCGCAGAAAUGUCGUAACGCACGGAUUAUCGUUGACUGAGGUAAAUUUUCGGAUUCUUCAAAACAGCGGUGAACUAAAUGCGGGAAUCUUAUUGGCGUAUUGCCAAAUGAUUCAAUCGGAGCUGCAGAGAACAUACCCCCAUCUGAAGUAUUUCCAGCUAUGCGAACUGACCAGGCUAAUCAGGAGGUGCUUGGGACGCGUUUGGCAGUUGAAGACUUUGGAACAACGUGAAACGUUCGCCACCAUGAUUGACAGAGGGAAACGAAGCAUCUGGAAGGACACAACAGCGGAACUAAGCAAUUUUGACCAAAUCAAUUCAUUGCUUGACACACUGCUGAGCAGUAGCGAAGACAGACAGCUUUAUGAUGGUUUGAAAGAGGUCAAGACUAAAGUUGACCUAGCUAAAACGAAGCAUGAGGAAUACGUUGCAGGUCUUCAACGCUAUCAAGUGUUUGCGUGGAAACUGAUUGAGUCUUGCGGAAAUUACUCGGAUAAAAAUGUGUUAAAUCAUUCGCUGAAGGCUCGUCUGAAUCUACCUCAGAUGUACUACUCACCUGUAAACCAAGCAAUUAUGCGGGAAGCAAAUCAAUUGCUUUCGUCGAUUAUGGAAAGAAACCAGUAUUCGAAAGACACGGGCCAGCAUCUAGUUGAACUGAAUCGUUUGAUUGCCCAAAAGGUAGACCGCGAAAGCCAGCUCAAAAAGGCACAUCAAAUCAACCAAUUUGUACCUUUUCAAAACGAACGCUACACUGAGCGACUGCUGGAAUCGUUGGGAGUCAAAGAGUUGCGCUUUGACAAGUUUUACGCAGUUCACGAUGCGCUGGAUAGCCGAGUGUACGAUCCUCUUAACAAUCAACACGAGGUUGGAAUGUUUGCAGUUGAACAAAAGUUCACCGUCAUUGAGCGUGUUCUGCAAGAGAACGACAUCAAGUACGAUUCACAGCAGCUUGACAAAUGCCAAAAGGAAGACGGUCAUCUGCUUAAGCGAUUGCUGGAACAAAUGCUCGAGUCACUUCAUCAGCUAAGCCGCGUGACGGUGAACUUUGAGGACCAAUACUCUGAGGCACGUGCUUUAGCUAGGCAGUUUGGUUUGCUGGAAAUCUGCUCAAUUUUAGCACAUACCGAGCCAUUCCAGAGCAACUUUGACUAUCUGAACACACCAGUGCCACUGCUUGCGGGAAGAUAUCUACGGAACGCCCUAGCACAUGACUUUGUUCUGUUUAAAUCAGCCUUUAGUUUCGAUGGAGAAACACUAAAUCAAACGAUUGAAGUUCUUUUUGAACUGCGAUCUUCGCUGUUGAACGAACACUGCCAGUCUGGUGCCCUGCCCCAUUUUGGUGAGAUUACCGAAAAAUACAGCCGUCAUAAACGACUGGUUGAGGGUCAGACCGUGGGAACUGAUGGUAAGCUCGACAAGGUCCUGAACAGUCGUCUGGACAUCUACGGUAACUAUUUUUUCAUUUGGAAGGGGGAAAGCAAAUUCCAUCAUAAUUUGUUGGAUGUUCUUCUAUAUUACUACAGAGAUGAUGCCAUCGCAUACAUCGAGGAAUGUUCCCAAGGUAGUGGAAAAUCUCCAUCAAGUUCAGUUUUCUCAUAUCUGUGGAACCGACUUCGUUACAGCCACUUGCUCGGAUGGCCACUUCAGACAAUCGUGAAGCUUUUCUCUCUUGGUGGUGUCAAUACUGGUGUUAUGCACCAAGAUGGUUUGGCCGACGAAGUCGAUAGAGUGUGGCAACAUUUAGCCGAACGUAUGAGGGUUCCUCUGGAAGACUUUGGUUACGAUCCACCCGAACAGGUGGAAAAAAUCCUCUGCUUCUUUUUGUUUGUGAAACGAUUUGAUAAAUUUUUAGAAUUUUUCCACAGAUAUGGGGAAAAGUUUGAUUUCAUCAAAUUUCACAAUCUACUUUCGGAUAUUCCCGACGUGGUAGACAAGCUGGCCGAAUUCCUACCCUGGGGUUCCGCCAAAGAUCAACAUUUCAGUAUGAUGCACUCACUUUGUGCGUCGAACAAUGUUGAAGCAUUGAAAAGUGCCAUUAAACGGCUUUCCAGCAAACAGCUUUGCAUUCGUUCGAAAGAGAAUAGUACACCCAUCCAAACCGCUACUUGGAAUUCCAGCUUUAGAGCUAUUAGAGUAAUGCUCGAAAGUAGAAAGCUUACACAGCUGGAUUCUUAUACGCUUGCUACGAUAAUUGAAACGCACCAAAAUGAUCUGUUGAAAUAUUUCAAACCGUCACUGGAAUCGAACCAGCUACGAGACAACUUUUUAGAGUGUGGUAUUAAACUUGUAACUGCUGGCAACAUUGAUGCUUACAGGGCACUAAGGAAAAUGCUAUCCGAAAACGCAUUCCGGCGGGUUUGUCCCGACGACGGUAGUUUACCACUAAUUAGUUUGGCAAUUGGUUGUGGAACUAAGAAAACGUUUGUGCACCAAUUGCUAGCUGAUCCCAAACUGAAGUCAACCUUCAACAGACCAUCGAAUCAAGAAAAGUCACCGUUUUUGUUCGACAUAGGCUCAGGUCGUUUCAAAUAUACUGACUUUUUACUAUCAAAUGGUGUCGCCGUGGAUUUUAGCGUCAUCAAAGCGGUAGUGACAUUCAACUGCUUCAAACGGCUCAAGUGGUUGCUGCGAAAGUCCGACACAGUACUAACUGACUCGCAACAGCAGGAAAUCUGCAAACUAAUCGUCACAGAGAACCUCGACUUAAGAAUGCUCAAAUGUUUCACUGGAUUAGAAGACUUACCGGACGGUGACCUCACCAGAAUGCUCGAGCUCACUCUUCAGCGUUACGCUUUCGACGCCUGUCGCCUCAUAUGCGAAACCUUCCCUCCAAUUUUAACAAACUAUAACAGAAAACUUCGGGCCCAUCCAUUAGCGGUAGCUAUCAAUGGAAUCCACCGCAACCACUCCUUGAAUCGCUACCGACCGUUCCUUCAUUUCCUGAUCAAAACGUGCACCAACAUCCCCCUCCAGGAAGCGCUUCUUUUCGACGCACUCAAUCUGGGCGAUUUGCAAAUAGUGCAGGCCCUGGUCGAUGCCGGUGUUCCAACGGACGUAGAAGUAGCUGGAUUUACCCCACUUUCGCAAGCUGCCCACAACUGCGCCACCUACCCUAACGCGCAGGCGUACGCCAUGUUUGAACUGCUGCUCAAAAAAGGAGUCCGCGUUCAGAACCUGGUGUUUUGCCACACCCACUAUUUGCGGGUCGUUCGACUGCUCGAGCUGUUGAUCGAGCACACCUCGUUUGGGGCGAGCUCGGAGGAACUGUUGGUCAUCCUCUUGAACGCGCAGGUGAUCGGAAGUGAGCGACUGAUGCAGGCCCUGUUGCGGAAGUACCGAUUUUUGGCCGCGUCUUUCUCUUUCGAUCGGGACGAGCGGUUGGUGCUUGAUUCGCGAUUUGCUCUGGAUUUGUACCAAUAUGAUUUAGAAUGUAAGCUUCUACGUUUUAUUGAUACAGUCCGGGCUGGAAUAUUGAAAACCUUGAUCAAUCCACGAUUCGGUCAUCCAACCUUUGAUUAUACGAAGUUAUUUGGAUAAUCAAUUCUAGUUUUCUUUUUUGUACAAUUCGGUCCUAAAAUUAAGCUUAGAUUGCUGCUGAUUUGUACGACCGCAAAGGAUUUAAAAUGGAUAUUUAAACCAAUUUAAAAAAUUGACUUCACUUCUUGACAGAAAAGGUCCUCCAAGCUGUCAAUGUUCCAGCGUAGUUUAUCCAUCGAAAAAUGUUGUCUUGUCAAUUUACUUUUUUUUGCAUUAAAAUGAAAACAAGUGAACGUGUUUUUAACGUUGUUCAUAAAAAUUGACAAAGGACCCUAUUGUGGAACAUCAACUCACUGUGAUCUUCAAACUAAUAAAUAUCUAUGUUAAAGAUUUAGGUUAAAAACCUAGAUUGUACCUGGUAAUCAACUAAUUCAAUUUAAAGUGCAUUUUUACUGUUGUACGAACCGUAUAAAUAAAUUUGGAUUUGGUAUUUUUUUAGAAAAAUAUAUGCAAUGUACGUGCAUGAGUGCAAAGGAUAAUAAUUAUUUAUAUUUUUACAUGUUAUGAAU